Molecule: messenger RNA, 1300 nt
Organism: Gryllus bimaculatus (two-spotted cricket)
Lineage: Eukaryota; Metazoa; Arthropoda; Insecta; Orthoptera; Gryllidae
Source: the annotation of a GenBank genome assembly
UGAGUCGUAUAUACUCUCUGGAGUCGUCCACCCUAUCUUCUUCUUCGCUCUCCUUGUCGACAUCCGCCUUCCUUCAUUUCUAUUUGAGGGAGCCAUCGUGCCACAAGCGGUUGCGGCCGUACAUUGUGGUGUCUGUGUGAAUCGGUGGGCAUCGACUGCUAGAAGGCCGGAUUUGUUGGUGAUUAAGCCGUUAACAUACAAUCAUGCCUCCCAAAUUCGAUCCAAACGAAAUUAAAGUCGUGUACUUGAGGUGUGUUGGUGGAGAAGUUGGAGCUACUUCAUCUCUCGCCCCCAAAAUCGGUCCUCUUGGUCUGUCGCCGAAGAAAGUUGGUGAUGAUAUUGCCAAAGCAACAUCAGACUGGAAGGGCCUUAAAAUUACUGUCAAAUUGACCAUCCAGAACAGACAAGCUGCAAUUUCAGUGUGUCCUUCUGCUGCUUCUUUGAUCAUUAAAGCCUUAAAAGAACCUCCACGUGAUAGGAAGAAGCAGAAAAAUAUUAAACACAGUGGCAAUCUUUCUUUUGAUGACAUCCUUGCAAUUGCUAAAACAAUGAGAGAUAGAUCUAUGUCCAAGAAAAUGGAAGGAACUGUUAAAGAAAUUUUAGGAACAGCCCAAUCUGUAGGCUGCACUGUGGAAGGGAAACCACCUCAUGAUGUUAUAGAGCAGAUAGACAAUGGAGAGGUUGAAGUUCCUGAAGAGUGAAUUAUUUUAAGUUCAUCAAAUAAAUUGAUAUAAAAAGUUUAACUUAUUUUUUUCUUGUUGCCUGUGUGUGUGUGUGAGUGAGGGGGUUUGUAUACAUUUUUACCAAUAGUACUAUUCGUGUUAGUAGACUUACAGCCAGAUUUAUAGUCAAAACUUGCACAAGAUUUGGGCCCUUAUCACAGUUUUGUAUUUAGACUCCAUUAUUUGAGUCAUACUCUGGCAAUAUUUCGCUAUAUAGUGGACAACAUUGCUUUAUUGGUUACUAGUACUACUACUUGGUUACAUCUUGAAGGCCGUGUCAAUCUGGUUUACAAUUUUGGCAUUUCUUUUAGGCAUAUGAAUGCCAUUGAUUUCAUAGAUGUGUCAACUGAAAAGAAAUAAUAAAUUUCAUUGCUGUGAAGUGUUCAGUCGUGUGGAGAAAAUUCCUUUAGAUUGAAGUUUUUCAAUUAGGCAUGACUAGCAACAAUUAUGAAGGUACAAUAUGAAAUUUUAUUAUUAAAGAAAUUUUAUGGACAUUAAAGGAAUAUUUCUGUAAUUCUACAAACUUAGGGCUGACUUUUAUUCUAUUGAUCUGCACAUGACUGAAAGAAAAUAUAAAC